AAACGGCGCUUCUUCAUCUUCUUUCUCGCGCUUCAAUUUCUCUUUUGAAUAAUAUUACUGAUGAUCAUGAAUCGUAACAGAUCGAACAAGAAAAUCCUCCAUAGCAGUAGCAGUUUCCAGAGAUCAAUCUCUCCUUCUGGAAGAUUCUGUUCUUCGUCAAUUUCAUCGUCGUCAUCUACCUUUGCAUCGUCAAUCUCUGGAUUAUCUACUCGCUCUCCAGGUUUUUUCAUUCGAUCUACUUCUCCAACACGCGUUAAUUUCGGAUCCUCACAAACAUCUCCAUCUAUUCGUUUCUCAAUCGAUCGAUCGACUUCUCCUGGCCGAUCGAUUGCCGUUUCCAACAAGCCGAAUCAGAAGGUUUCUAAUCAGAAGAAAACGUGUAUGUGCUCGCCGACGACGCAUCCAGGUUCGUUCCGAUGUAGUUUACACAAGAACACGAACAAUCGUCGGAGUCGGAACGAAGCGACGUCGUAUCAUUCGAAUCGGCUUUAUGCUCGUAGAUCGGCUAUGACGAAUUCUCUUGUUCGGAUUGGAACUGUUGAAGGAGAUCUGAUGAAGAGAGCUUUAGCUUCUUUGAUUCGUCCUUCGUCGCAUCAGCAAAGGAGACGAGCGGAUUUCCAGCCAAGACCUAGUCGGCUUUCGAUUAUGUCGAAAGCUGAAGAUUAAUCAGUUUUCAUAGAUUUCAUAUUUUGAUUAUGCAGUCAAUUUUACUAGUUGUUGCCGGCGACGGCGAAAGGAGUAUUGAUCGGUUCCAUCCACGGCCAGUUUUAUGGCCUGAACUUUCGAUCUUCUUCUUCUUCUUCUACUAUACAGUAUACUACAUAUCUUUAGUUAGAUAGGAUGAAAAUAAAGAACAUAUAAUAGAUCUUCUAUAAUAAACUCAAUUCAUCUGUAAAUCCUUGUAUCAAAACGCAAAAGGAUUCAACAAACACUACAAAUUACAUAUAAAUCAUCAGAGUCUUGAUCAUCAUAAUCUGGUGACCGGUGGUGUAUAUAAUAAAUUAUUUCUGUGAAGAUUAUGAAUUAUGAUCUUCACUUAUUGUUUCGUGUUAAUGAUUGAUUGAUUGAUUGUUGUGUUUGUAUUCCAUUGCAGACAAUAAUAAACUUGAACUU
Messenger RNA from Impatiens glandulifera, 1113 nucleotides. RefSeq lists its product as uncharacterized. The coding region runs from base 61 to 666 and encodes 201 amino acids. The transcript has a single exon. The record is from RefSeq and is a predicted model, not a curated record. NCBI's taxonomy places the organism in Eukaryota, Viridiplantae, Streptophyta, Magnoliopsida, Ericales, Balsaminaceae.